This is a messenger RNA of Oncorhynchus keta (chum salmon), 709 nucleotides long. RefSeq names its product C-C motif chemokine 19-like. The transcript is spliced from 4 exons. The record is from RefSeq and is a predicted model, not a curated record. Gene Ontology annotation, biological process: cellular response to interleukin-1; inflammatory response; chemokine-mediated signaling pathway. Gene Ontology annotation, cellular component: extracellular region. Gene Ontology annotation, molecular function: CCR chemokine receptor binding; chemokine activity. Lineage: Eukaryota; Metazoa; Chordata; Actinopteri; Salmoniformes; Salmonidae. The coding region runs from base 109 to 432 and encodes 107 amino acids.
GAAAGGAGUUCUACGGUGAGGAUAUAUAUAUAAAGCUGUGCCUGAACCACAGUAGUCCAUUGAUCUGCAGAUCCUUGUCUAACGCAUUACUAGCACAACUGAGACAGGAUGUCAUUACGGGUGGCUGCACUUCUUCUGUUGGCAUCUGUCCUCUGGAGCCAUGUAGCAGCAAGCACAGAUCAGGCUUUAGACUGCUGCUUGACAACGACCGAUACCAAGCUUCCCCACAGAGUGGUGAAGUCAUACAGUAUCCAGACAGUCAGUGGAGGAUGUCGGAUAGCUGCCACUGUGCUUGUCACGAAGAAGAACCUUAGACUGUGUGCUCCUCCUGCCACCAAGAAGAACUGGGUGGCCAAACUCAUCAAGCAACUGAAGAGGAAAUCGCAUAAGGGAAAGGACAGAAAAGGGAAGAAUGGCAAGAGAAGACACUGAAAGGCUGUGGGUGAUCCUUAAACCUCGGAGCUCCAGUAUACGUCCUUUGAGAAGAGUCAAUAUUUCAAAUAUUUUGUGAAUGGGACUGAAAGUUAGUUCUCAUUUUAAGGUGGACGCCACUGUGAUACCGUUGAAUUAUUUUUGACCAACACUCUUGUCACGUGUUGUGUAUUGGAGAACGUCAUUGUCAAAAUGUUGCUCACAGUUACUAUAAGCUUGAUUUUAUAUUGUAUAACUCAUUUAAUGUAAAUAAAUAAGUGUUUAUUUUUUUAAGAAA